AUGGCAGAGAUGGAAAAAGAGGGCAGACCUCCGGAAAAUAAAAGAAGCCGAAAACCAGCUCACCCGGUGAAAAGGGAAAUAAAUGAAGAGAUGAAGAGUUUUGCAGAGAACACCAUGAAUGAGUUGCUGGGCUGGUACGGCUACGACAAGGUGGAGCUGAGAGACUCUGACAACCUGGAGAUCGGGGAGACGCCACAGCACAUCUCUGUCCUCAAAGAAAACUCGUUGCCAAAAAUCCCAGCUUCAACAGAGAACAGCGAAGGCUCUCCUGAUCGAGCCAACAGCUCGCAGUCCUUGCCAGGAUCCAGGAACGGAGUCACAGAGCCCUCCACCACGCCGUCCACCUCCACGCCCAGCACCAAGGAGCAUGGCAACCUGCCCAUCAUGGUCCCCAUGAUCCCCCCACCGCUGAUCAAGCCCCCUGCAGAUGACGAUGCAUCCAAUGUGCAGAUCAUGUGCGCCUGGUGCCAGAAGGUCGGCGUCAAACGCUAUUCUCUGAGCAUGGGGAGCGAGCUGAAGAGCUUCUGCAGUGAGAAGUGCUUCGCCGCCUGCCGCAGAGCCUAUUUCAAGAGAAACAAGGCGAGAGACGACGAUGGCCUCGGUGGGAAAUUACCCCAGCACAGCUUUACUCAGGACACGCCCAGGCUUGUCUUCAAGACAAACAGCGAUGUGCUUGUGUGUGACUGGUGCAAACAUAUACGCCACACAAAGGAGUACCUGGACUUUGGUGCUGGUGAGCGGAGGCUGCAGUUCUGCAGUGCCAAAUGCCUGAACCAAUAUAAAAUGGACAUUUUCUACAAGGAGACCCAGGCUGCCCUGCCUGGAGCAUUGUGUAACCCAGGACACGGCGCUGUUGGUGAAGGUAAGCCGGAGUGUAGCGGAGGUGUACAGCUGCUCACUCCUGAAUCCUGGGGAACGCCAUUAACGGACCUCCGGCGAAAAGCUCCCUCACCAGGGGGGCCGUCCACCACCUCUGCUUUGGCUCCUUCCACUUCUUCUGCCACCUCACCCUCAGACACUGCUGCUGUCUGCUCCCCGUCCUCCUCCUCUUCAGCCAAAAUCCCCACACCCAGACCCCAUGAGAGCCCUACACUUCCCCAUCCACCUGUUCCUUCUUUGCAUCCACCAGUUGGGGUUCCCUCUGGUAGCCCUCCCAUGGUGAUGACACCCCGGGGCCCCAUGCCCCUGCCUCUGUUCAUGGAGCAUCAAAUGAUGCAGCAGAUCCGUCCACCAUUUCUUCGUCCUUCUGCCCACCCAGCAGGGCCCAACAGCCCACUGUCGAACCCCAUGAUCCCUGGCAUUGGCCCACCACCUCCCCCUAGGACCCUCGGCCCAGGAUCAAGCCCAAUGCACAGGCCUCUGCUCUCUCCACAUCACCACCCCUCAUCCAAUCCCAACCCUGGCAUGAUGCCCCCACACCCUGGUAUCCCCAUGCCAGGUCUGCCUCCUUUUCCCCCAGUCAACAUGAUGCCCAAUGGACCCAUCCCCUUGCCCCCAAUGAUGAACUUUGGCAUGCCAUCCUUAGCCCCCUUGGUACCCCCACCAACUCUCUUGGUUCCUUACCCUGUCAUUGUGCCCCUACCAGUCCCAAUCCCUAUUCCAAUCCCAAUCCCUUUCAACCCUAAAACUUCCAGGGACCAACCCGAGAGCAAUGGCUCUGUCCGCAGUGCUCCAGAGUCCUCAGAAGCUUCAGCCUCUGGACCUCACUCUCCAGGUUCCUCAGUAGGUGACAGAGGGGAGCAGAAGAUAGAGCCAAAUAGUGGAGAGCGUGCCUCCCCUUUACGCUCAGAAAGAAGCAGGACAGCAUUAGUGGACUUGACUGUGAAGGCAGAGGACAAUUCAGGUAACCUUUGUCUAACCACUGGCCCUGGAAUGAUGGACGGUGUUAUUGAUUUAACUGUGGGCCAAAGGUCAUGCCAACAACAGGUAAUUCAGAGGAUGCUACCUGGGGUCCAGGUCAAAGUAGAGGCAGAAGCUGAAUCAAGAUCUCCACCAGGUGCUGGGCUGGGGAGGGAAGGGAAAGGCAAUCGUGACAGUGGGGAAGGGACUCUCCUCUCACAGGGCCUCCUCAAUGCUUCGGAGUUUGAAGCGGCCACACAUCCUAACACACUGGAAUCAUCAGCCCCACCUUCCCGCAACAAUAGCCCCUCUAGCAAAGCUGAUCCUCCAGUGAGCCAGCUAAAUCCCUGUGUCUCCAAGCUUACUACACCACCCUUGCCCAGUACAGUACGGACCCAGCCCCUACCUCUGCCCCAGCACCAAACUAGCCCUGCUGCCCCAUGUAAUGUAAUAGUCAAUGGAACAGGAUGGCAUUCACUUCUUACUCCUGCAUUUGAGUCUUGCCCUGACCCAGGAGGAGACGGGGUUUCAGGAGAGGGAGAGGCAGAGGAGCAGCCAGCCAACGGUGACCUGGAGCAUGAGGCACUGAAAGAGAACAAUUGCUCGGUGGGUGAAUGGGAGCCAGGAAAGCGAGUUUCGGCACAAGAUGAGAUAGUGGACACAGUAGAGGGUAAGCCAGAUCCUGACUCCAAUUUGGAGGAGGGUGAGCAUGCCUAUGCCCUGCCACUACUGUCAACCGGAGGCUGUGUCGUCAUCCAGCCUGUGCCAAAGCCCACCGCUGAUAAGACGGCCAUUCUGUCCUGCUCCAUCAGUGCACCAUUAUCAGCAGCUGGGAGUCCAGAGCUGGAGCCGCCGCUGAAGAGAAGGUGUCUGCGAAUUCGCAAUCAGAACAAAUAAGAUGGAUGCUCUGAGGACCGCAGUGCCAUCAACGACGCUCACUUGUCCACCCCCCACCUCCAAACCCCACCACUCCCAACUGCACCACUCCACAUGUGCACACACACACAUUGUCCUCGUCCUCACCCAUCGUACAGUCUACCAGCACCACAAAUCGCCUUCGACGACUGAUGAGAGUCCAAGCAAACAUGAUGACGUGUAUCAUAGUAGAGCGGACAGGACUCCUUUUGUCUGUGUGACAGACACUCUGAUGGACUCAACUUCCACAGACUGGAUGUCAUGGCCAGCAGGACCGCUUGACCUUUCAACUAAAGACAGUCUAUUUCUGCGACAGCAGGACUUUACCCCGCUGCUUCUCUCCUCAUUUAGACACUCUCAGCCCACACUGCCCCCUUUGACUUUAUCCACCCUCCCCUAUCUAACAAUUACUUACUGUGUUGUCUUUAACUAUGGAACUCACUGUAGUGUCUGAUAUUCAAAGCUGCUGC
Stegastes partitus (bicolor damselfish) is the source of this 3224-nucleotide messenger RNA. RefSeq names its product sine oculis binding protein homolog (Drosophila) a (gene sobpa). The transcript is spliced from 7 exons. Gene Ontology annotation, biological process: animal organ development. Gene Ontology annotation, cellular component: nucleus. Bases 1 to 2736 code for a protein of 911 amino acids. Lineage: Eukaryota; Metazoa; Chordata; Actinopteri; Pomacentridae. The record is from RefSeq and is a predicted model, not a curated record.